Labeo rohita (rohu) is the source of this 3402-nucleotide messenger RNA. RefSeq lists its product as uncharacterized. The record is from RefSeq and is a predicted model, not a curated record. The transcript is spliced from 4 exons. The coding region runs from base 51 to 1076 and encodes 341 amino acids. Lineage: Eukaryota; Metazoa; Chordata; Actinopteri; Cypriniformes; Cyprinidae.
UCAGCAUUAACAGACCUUGUGACUUAACUCUCACUUUUAAACAGGGAAAAAUGAACCAUUUUCACACACACAACACCUGCUGUGUGAAGGAUGUGCAGUCUAUGGAGGCAGUUUCUAGGCCCUUAAAUCAGGGAAUUGUUGCUAUCUGCAACAUCUGCAAGUCCCUCAAGAUAGCUCAUGUCAGUUCUACUGGCAUAUGCUCCAAUUACAAACAAAUUAGGAAGAAUAUUGAGGAUGCUGAGCAGUGCUUGAAAACAUCAGAGACAAUGAUUAAAGAAAAACUGGGAUAUUUGGAUGAAUGCAUGGAGCAGCUUAUUAGAGAGAAACAAAAUGUUGAACAGCAGAAAAAAGAGAAAAGCCUGGCCAUUAAAAAUUUGCUCAUAAAGAAGAAAUCUGUUGAGGAGUCAUUAAAGCAAUCCAAAGCAGCUUUGGAGCAGGCUGAAAAACAUAUAGAAUCAACAAAUUAUGCCAUAAGAGCACAUCGAGAAAAGAUGAGUACAUGCGAUGAUGUAGCAACUGCAGGGGCAAUACUGCUUGCAGUACCAAUUAUUGGAUGGAUUGCUGGUCCAAUAAUGAUAAAUGAGGGACAGCAGGGAUUUGAAGAAGCUGCAAAUGCCUUGAGAGAUGCUGAAUGGGAGAGACAAAACUUUGUGUCACAAGUGAGGAACUUUAAUGAAAAAGUGCUUCAUUACAAGAGAAUAAUCUCUAGGACACAGAAUGAAAUUAGGGAAACCAAUGAGGCACUGAAGAUAACUGGGAGGAAGACUGAAGAGGUUCAAAAGCAUCUAACAGGCACAGCUGAUAUUCAGCAAAUGGUCAGGAGAGUUGUGUACCUUCUGAGUGUUCUUAGUGGAAGAGUCGCAGUACUGGAGAGGCAAACACAACGUUUCAUCCUCUGGCAGCCUGUGGUAAAGGUCGUGGAAGAUGUGAUGAAGGCAAUAGUAAAUAUCGCUGAGAAUCAGCUCCUCUAUUGUAAUAGUGCACCAGGCCUUAUUAAUACUUUGAGGGAGAAUGUUGAAGGUUUACUGGCUUUAUGCAACUCACCCAGUAAUUCUAAUUAUGACAGCUAUUACUGAUCAUCUCAAUUCUGAGAUUUUCCAAAUAUGUCAUGAUUCUGAGGUUAGUUUUUAACAGCAGAUGGUGCUGCUCUAAGCAUUUAACCACACAAAUGCUUAUGAAAAAGAAUGUUUUUAUGAUGCGAGAUUAAUGCAACAGCCCACUGUCAACACCCUUGUAAUUCACUUCAACCUUUUUGAACUUGGUAUGAAUAUUUUAGGCUCAAGCAUGUUGAAUUGGAAGCAAGCAGAGAAUGGCUGUUUCUAAAACACGCAAUGGCAUCUGCUGUUCAAAACUCGAUCAAGAAUCAAUUCGAGAGACAAUAACAAUGCAUUCGGAAAAUUUCAGAAUCGAUUCACGGUGCAUUGAUUUAUCGUUGCAACCCUAACUCACAUAGCAAAAGCUUAUAGAAAAAGGGGGUUUUGGUGCUUUUAGAAACCACUCAAGUGACUUUGAAAAUUGUUUUUGAAAGUUAGCUCUCUACAAUGCAAAAGGACAAUCUCUACAAUGAUACAGUAUUUAAUGGCUUUUUAACUCCCCAUAUCUAACAAAACAGAGAAAGUAGGACAUUGGACUAUAUUACAAAACCAUUCAUGCAAUUAUGUUGUAAAUUCACAAAUGCUGAUUUUAAUUACAAUGUAAAUGAGUUCAAAUUUUACUUAUGCUUAUGCCAAGUUACUUAUGCUGAAACUGCAUUUUAAUGAGUAACUUACUUAAUUCUCUUCAUCCCAAGUGAGACAUAAGGCCAUAACUAACUCUCUCUAUCUGGGUCUGUCUUGGGCUUUGUGCUUCCUCCCAUGAGAGCCCUAUUUCUUCUAGCUCUGUCUCCACUGUCCGUCGCCAUGUUGUUCUUGGCUUGCCACGUUUGCGUUUGCCAGGUGGUGUCACUUUGGAUAUCCUUUCACAUCUGAAGUACACGACCAAGCAAUCUUAAUCAGUGUAUCUUGAUCUCCUAAGAUAUAUUAUUUGGUCUUGUAUUUUUUUUACAGAUUGAUAUUGGAAAUGCUAUUGGGCCAGUGUAUGUUACAGAUCUUUAUAUCUUUUGGGGCUCUGUUAUCAGUGCUAAUAACCCUACCAAGAUAUGUGAACUCAUGCACAUCCUCGGCUGGCUCUUCCUCAGUGGUAACUGGGUCAAGAAUGAGAGCACUGAUACGCAUGAUCUGCAUCUUCUGCUUAUUUAUAUGUUUAGCAUAUCUGCUCAGCAUAUUUGUUUUUUCCUGAAUGUGAGUGCAUGUGGCUGAAAUUACUGCCAUAUCAAUGGCAAAGUCAAGAUCUUUCAAAUGGGAGAAGGGAGUCCAUUGAAUGCCGCAGUCAUGGUCAGAAGUUGUUUGGCACAUAACCAGGGCCAGCUAUUUUGGGGCCCUGUCUUGCAGUGAAUAGUGAAGCAUUGCCAUUGCAAACCAGCAACACAUUUUACACAUUUGCCAGUGCAAGAUGCAUUCAGUUAAAGCAGCUCAAUAAUGCAUUUUAGACUGGGACUAAAAGGGACUUAAAGGAUAAGUCCAAUUCCAGAACAACAAUUUACAUAUAAUGUACUCACCCCCUUGUCUUCCAAGAUGUUCAAGUCUUUCUUUCUUCAUGCGUUAAGAAAUUGUGUUUUUUGAAGAAACAAUUUCAGGAUUUUUCUCCAUAUAAUGGACUGAUAUGAUGCCCGAGUUUCUGGGAACCAAAAGCUAAUGUUCCCAGAAUGUUCUGGGAACCAACAAUUGUUAGCUGGGCCAUUUCCCAGUUCAAAAGUGCAUAAGUUACCUCUCAAACAUACAUAUCUUAAUUUGAUGUUGCAAGAUGAAUGAAUUGUAUUCAUUUUGUUCUGAAGCUCUUACUUUACGUGGAUUUUAUAUCAGGAAUUGUACUGGUUUUAAUGGUAACUGUAUUGGUGCCUUUUGGUCUCUACUGGUAAAACUACUAAAUCCUAAUGUAAUGUUAGGGGAGGCAUGCCCCAAAACACACUGCAGGAAACUAAUAGUAAGAAAUUAAUAGUUUUAAUGGUUAAAAGUUGAGGGUUUGUAAUGUUUGUAAUAGUAUUUGUAGUGGACAUCAUUAGAAUUUCUGUGAUGGUUUCUAUACCCUGAUGAAAAUUAACCAUGGUUUUAUUAUAGUAAAAGUGUAGUAAUGCAUUUUUUGUACAUGUAGGCUAAGCUUUUUAAAAUUUAGUGCAAAGUUGGUGCUUAAUGAAAAUGUAAUUGGUAACAUUUACAAAAUCAGGUGAUUAUGUUCACCCAUCUAUGCAAAUCUAAUGGUUUCUCUUUUGUUGUUGUUGUUGUGUUUUUAUUUAUUUUUUAUUAUUAUUUAUUUUUUGUAUUUCAGGGAUACCUGCACUGAAUGGCCAAUUUCUCAUGUAUUUUG